Messenger RNA from Brassicogethes aeneus, 561 nucleotides. NCBI's taxonomy places the organism in Eukaryota, Metazoa, Arthropoda, Insecta, Coleoptera, Nitidulidae. The record is from the annotation of a GenBank genome assembly.
AUGUGGGAAAAUAAAUUUGAGUUGUUAAUUAACCUGAUCCAGGGAUAUCCUCACUUGUAUGAUAAGUCAAGUAUGAAUUUUAAAGACCUGCAAAUGAAAGAAAAUAGUUGGCAACAAAUUUCUGAAGAACUGGGAAUUCCAGCGAAUGAUUGCCAAAGAAUUUGGACCAAUUUACGGAAUAAGUAUGGAAGGGAGAAGAAAGCAUUGCCUUCUGGUUCUGGUGCUCCUGCUACUCCACAAUGGGAGUACUUGGAUUCCAUGUCUUUUCUAAAUUCGUAUGUUAAACCCAGAAAAACACAUACAAAGACACCAAUCGUACAACAGAAGCCACAACCUACUGUGACUUCGCCUUUGCUGUCACCAAUCCUAAUGGCCACUUCAUCAGGCUGCUCCUCACAUAAUUCCAUGCUGAUGUCUCCACGGUCAAACUAUGAAAGUGAGGUAUAUGAUUCUCAAGAAGAAUCUAUGAAUGAAGAUUUUCUUGAGAACAUUGUAAUUGAAAUUCAAGAGACAGAACAACCGAGACCAACAGCAGAGCCAGCUAGUAAGGGUGAGGAUUAA